CUUCAAUCAAAUCCUUCUUCUUUACAACUAAGAUAACUAACAUUCUCCCCUUUUCUUUAGUAUAUUAUUGAAUUCAUCCUAGAAACUUUUCUUAAGCAUCUUAAAAUAGAACUUAUAUUUCAUUUUUUGUGUAAAACUUUUGUUUUUGUUUUAUCUAUGACAAUCAAGCUUGUCCUGUUUCUCUUAUGGCACCUCUUUGUGAACUCUGAAUCCAUUAGUAGAGCUGAUUUUCCAGAAGGGUUCGUGUUCGGAACAGCUUCUUCAGCUUACCAGUUUGAAGGAGCUGUAAAUGAAGGAAACAAAGGAAAUAGUAUAUGGGACACUUUCACAAGACAACCAGGGAAAAUCUUGGACUUCAGCAAUGCAGACACUGCUGUUGAUCAAUAUCAUCGGUUCAAGAGUGAUAUAGAUUUGAUGAAGGAUCUGGGAAUAGAUGCAUACAGAUUUUCCAUAUCUUGGCCAAGAAUCUUUCCAAAUGGAACAGGGGAACCAAAUCAAGAAGGAAUAAAUUACUACAACAAUCUCAUAGAUGCUUUACUGGAGAAAGGAAUCCAGCCUUAUGUAACACUGUACCAUUGGGAUCUUCCACAGGCACUUGAAGAUAAAUAUGAAGGAUGGUUAAGUAGUCAAAUUGUAGAAGAUUUUGAGCGUUAUGCAUUCACAUGCUUCGAAGAAUUUGGAGAUAGAGUUAAGAACUGGAUCACUUUCAAUGAACCUCAUGGUUUUGCAAUCCAAGGUUAUGACACAGGCCUUCAAGCCCCUGGUAGGUGUUCGAUUUUCGGGCAUGUGUUUUGUAAGACAGGAAAGUCUGCAGUUGAACCUUACAUUGUAGCUCAUAACAUCUUGCUAUCUCAUGCUGCUGCUUAUCAUAGCUACCAGAGAAAUUUCAAGGAAGAACAAGGAGGUGUAAUUGGGAUAGCACUUGAUGCUAAAUGGUAUGAACCGAUAUCUGAUAAAGAUGAGGACAAAGAUGCAGCAAAAAGAGCAGUAGAUUUUGGAAUUGGAUGGUUCCUUGAUCCACUUUUCUUUGGAGAAUAUCCAUUUUCAAUGACAAGGCUUGUUGGCGAGAGACUACCAAAGAUUUCACCAGAGAUUUCCAAAGUGCUUAUGGGGUCCUUGGAUUUUAUUGGCCUAAAUCAUUACACCACAUUAUAUGCCCGGAAUGACAGGACUGGAAUUCAGAAACUAAUUCUGCAGGAUGCUUACUCUGAUGCUGCUGUUAUUACUACUUGUUUUCGUGGUGGAAUUGCAAUCGGAGAAAGAGCAGCUUCCCGCUGGCUGCACAUCGUGCCACGGGGCAUCCGAGAGUUGGCGAAAUAUGUUAAAGAUAAGUAUGGGAAUCCUCCUGUAGUUAUAACAGAAAAUGGUAUGGACGAUCUAAAUAGUCCCUUGAUAGCUUUAGACAAGGCUUUACAGGAUGACAAGAGAAUAAGAUACCAUAGAGACUAUCUUUCAAACCUUUCUGCUGCAAUAAGGCAAGACAAAUGUGAUGUAAGAGGUUACUUUAUUUGGUCUUUGCUUGACAACUGGGAAUGGAACUCUGGCUAUACUGUCCGUUUUGGACUGUACUUUGUGGAUUACAAAAACAACUUGACAAGAAUUCCUAAAACUUCAGCUAAAUGGUUCAAGUCUGUACUCAGGUUACAAACUGAUCAGAGCAACCAAAUUUAAUUAUAGUUUCUGUAUCAAGCAAACAUGUACCAUUCUUACAAAAUUAGAAAAUAAGAAAGAAUCAAAGGAAGAUUUUUUUUCUCAA
Molecule: messenger RNA, 1756 nt
Organism: Pistacia vera
Lineage: Eukaryota; Viridiplantae; Streptophyta; Magnoliopsida; Sapindales; Anacardiaceae
Product: putative beta-glucosidase 41
Exons: 13
Coding region: 157-1671 (504 amino acids)
Biological process (GO): carbohydrate metabolic process
Molecular function (GO): beta-glucosidase activity
Source: RefSeq, a predicted model, not a curated record